Messenger RNA from Puccinia triticina, 2010 nucleotides. RefSeq lists its product as uncharacterized. The coding region runs from base 1 to 2010 and encodes 669 amino acids. Gene Ontology annotation, biological process: protein transport to vacuole involved in ubiquitin-dependent protein catabolic process via the multivesicular body sorting pathway. The transcript has 4 exons. The record is from RefSeq and is a predicted model, not a curated record. NCBI's taxonomy places the organism in Eukaryota, Fungi, Basidiomycota, Pucciniomycetes, Pucciniales, Pucciniaceae. Gene Ontology annotation, cellular component: late endosome membrane; ESCRT II complex. Gene Ontology annotation, molecular function: ubiquitin binding; phosphatidylinositol-3-phosphate binding.
AUGAACCGCCUACGGCCAAUCGAUACGACUAACCUUACAAUCAACGCACAACUGUUCUUCAAUGAAACCAUCCUGCAAUCUCAAAUGGGAAUUGGAAUCUAUGAUGGGAAAAAUAAAGACGAUCGGUAUCAGGACGGGACGCUCUAUCUGACUUCUCACAGACUGAUCUAUGUCGACCGGUCAAAUCCACACCACCAUUCAUGCUUCCUAGAUAUCAGCCUGAUUCGACAAACCGAAUACUGGAUCGGCUUCCUCGCGAGCUCGCCGAAGAUCACGUUACUACUUGGUACUCGUCGCUCGAGCUUUAAUCACACGUCACAGGAUUCGCCCAUGACAGACGACCCGUUGAAGUGUGCAUCAGAUCCGAAUCAUAUCCUCAACCAUCCUGCCGCCUCUCAUUGGACCUGUCACGUCUGCGGAUUCUCAAAUCCACCCGAGCUUAAAUGUGGUCUUUGUGGCAUCCCAAGAGAUUUAUCGUCCUCAGCAACAAAGUCUGUUUCAAACUCCCGGCCGCCUUCUUCUCUUAGAGACUUAUCUUCGAUAUCAAGUAGUCUGAAUCAUACUCCGUCUCACACAAAAAGUUUAUCAAACCUCAGGGGAAUGGCAACCCAAGCCGAAGCGUCGAGGCCAGCUCAUGAGCUCGAGCAUAUGGAGCCAGUAAUAAACAAGGAGAUUCCAUGUCCGUCUUGUACUUUUCUCAAUCACCCUUCGAUGGCGCGCUGUGAGAUGUGCGAUUCGAUCUUGGGUACUGUUCAACUCGACAGCUUAUCCCUCAACAAUCCGUCUGAAUCCACCCCGGCAGAAAGUGAUCUCCAGCACUCUCGUGCUACCACACCUGCGCCGCCCUCAUCGUUCCCUCCGGACUCGUACAUCCGUCUAUCGUUCAGAAAAGGCGGAGACAAGACCUUCUACUUCAGUCUCAAAAAAGCCCUCCAAAGCAAAUCUUGGAACACCAAUCGACUGACACGUGGGCUCGAAUUUGCUCAGUCAUCCGCGUCACUCGAAGAAGAAAGCUCGCAAACCAUCACCCAACACGCCCAUCCCGCGUACGUCUCAAAACCGAUCGGGAUCGAUCGGAUUCUGAAAACUAUGGAUUCUCAGCAACAAGCUCACCAAACCGAAUUAACCGAAGGUCUCCAGGAUCUCCAAGCAUUGAUGGCCAAAGCAAAAGAGAUGGUCCAACUAUCCCAAUCCAUCAACGCCAAGCUGACGAGUCUCGAAGCGGUUGCAAAAACGGGCGAUGAGGCGCAGUCCCCGGACCAGAAAGCCGGCCUGAUCCGAUCCUCACUUGUCAAACUUGGCUUGCCCGCUCCAGCCGUGACGCCGGAUAUGAUCAGCAGCGACCAAGCUUACGCUAAGGAACUCGCUAAGGAGCUCGCGGGCUUGUUGACGCGCACGAUAAACGGUCAAUCGGCCAUCAUGUUUCAUGGCUUCCACGAUCUUGCCGUCGGCAUCCGACCCCUGGAUGAGAUCUGGUGCAUUUGGAAUCGAGCACGCGGGAUAUCACUUGUUUCGCCGGCCGAGAUGAUUUCGGCUUGCCAGCAUCUACCAGAAUACACGGUCCCCGAGAUCAGACUGCGGACGUUCAAAUCCGGCCUGCGGGUCUUACAUACGCCGUAUUUUAGUGUGCAGGAGUUCGAGCAUCGGUUGCUGAGGAAGCUAAGGAGCAGCACGAGGGAAGAUGGAGAAGAGCGGGAAGGGGCAGAAGACGCCGGAAGUGGUUCUGCUCCGAAUGCGCGGGAUCCUUUGAAUAGGACGGCGCAGCUCAUGAAGAUGUCAACCUUGGAAAUCGCACAGGCGGAACGACUGAGUGUCAACCUGACCAACGAAUUGAUCGAGUCGAUCGAGCAGACCCCGUCUCCUCGAAGCGAUCCUCACCCUCUCAACCCUGCUGGCGACUCUCGUGAUCACUCGCCACUCGUCAGAGAUUUCGACCCGUUGACUGGACUCACGUUCUGGUUCGAAAAUCGCAUCUCGGAUUAUCUCUGGGAUGAUCCCCAGUCCUCUUGA